Molecule: messenger RNA, 3785 nt
Organism: Hevea brasiliensis (rubber tree)
Lineage: Eukaryota; Viridiplantae; Streptophyta; Magnoliopsida; Malpighiales; Euphorbiaceae
Exons: 26
Coding region: 324-3422 (1032 amino acids)
Cellular component (GO): mitochondrial outer membrane
Molecular function (GO): ATP hydrolysis activity; ATP binding
Source: RefSeq, a predicted model, not a curated record
CCUUCUUCUUCCUUGCGUUUCUCCCAAUUUUUUCUCCCUCAUCUUGCCAUCCUUUCUCUAUCACUGAAAUCGCAACCCUAAUCUCUCUCUCUCUCUCGCUCUCUUAUUCUUCAACAAACACUACCCUCAGUUCUAACUAGAAAGCUUCGACUUUUCUACUUAUAUGCAUUUCAACAUCGAUUUCAAGUGCACAGGUGACAGCCGCAGCAUCAGCAUCAGCUCCGCCAUUUUUCGCUGACCCGUUCUCAACUUUGAGGUAUUGGCCCUGUUCGGCAAUAUUUGCUGAUUUAGUUACUAGCAGGAACUAGAAGUGAGAAGCUGCAAUGUAUACAAGUAUAAUAAAGGGAAGACAUCAGAGAUGGGGUUCUGUCUUUCUGCCACCCAAACAUUAUUCUAGGCCAAACCGCCAGGAAUAUGCUUGUUCUCGAUCUUUUAGCCAUACAACUAAAGUGGGAGGCCACUCUUCAAAUGUUGCUUUUAUCAAGAGAUACCUAUUAGAUUCAUUUUCAUCACAGGGGGUUGCCCGGGGAUUUAAUUUUUCUUGUUCAUGUGUGAGGGGUAUUACAUAUUUGAGUAAUAGUCAAUUACGCUUCUAUAGUUCAGAAGGUGAUGGGAGGAAUACCAGUGAGGAUAAACAGGCAUCUGGAAAAGAUGGAGUCAACUUUGAUAAUGGCAAGACUCAGCAGGAAAUGGCUAAAGAAGAAGCAGUUCACUCCAAUGCACAUGCUCAGCUUGCAGAACAGGAUCAAAAGGAAUGGCUUCACAAUGAGAAGCUUGCCAUAGAAAGUAAAAAGAAGGAAUCUCCUUUUUUGACUAGACGUGAAAGGUUUAAAAAUGAAAUUUUGCGGAGGGUUAUUCCAUGGGAGAGAAUACAUGUUUCUUGGGAGACUUUUCCGUACUACAUUAAUGAGAAUAUCAAGAGUGUUUUGGUGGAAUGUGUUGCUUCCCAUUUGAAACAUAAGAAAUUCACUGCUUCCUAUGGGGCUCGUUUGAUGUCUUCAAGUGGGAGAAUAUUGCUUCAAAGCAUUCCAGGUACUGAGCUUUAUCGGGAGAGAAUAGUUAGAGCACUUGCACGAGAUCUGCAAGUUCCCUUAAUCAUACUUGAUAGCAGUGUCCUUACUCCUUUUGAUUUUGGUGAUGAUUGCUCUUCAGAGUGUGAAUCAGAUGAUAAUACAGGAUCUGCAGAGGAGUGUACCUCAGAGUCAGAGGUAGAGGAUGAGAAUGACACAGUUAACGAAGAGGAGUGGACAAGCAGUGCUGAGGCAAAAUCAGACUGCAGUGAUGAUGAUGUAGUUGAUGUGCAGGCAACUGCUGAAGCAGCUCUUAAGAAGCUCAUUCCUUACAAUCUUGAAGAAUUUGAGAAGAGAGUCUCUGGAGAAUCAGAUAGUUCCCUGGAAAGCUCUAGGUCUGAGGCUGCUGAGCCUUCUGAUACCUGCAAACGGCCACUUAAGAAAGGUGAUCGGGUGAAGUAUAUAGGGCCUUCUGUAUGCAUUGAAGCUAAUGACAGGAUCAUAUUGGGCAAGAUACUGACAUCUGAUGGUCUGAAAAAUGCCUAUACUACUAUGCGUGGCAGGCCUUUGUCAAGUGGUCAGCGUGGGGAGGUUUAUGAGGUGAAUGGAGAUCGAGUUGCUGUUAUUUUGGAUAUUGCUAGUGAUAGCAUUGCAAAUGUAGAAAGGGAUGAGAAUCUUAAAGAGGGGCCUGCAAAAGCACCAGUUUAUUGGAUAGAUGUUAAGGACAUUGAGCAUGAUCCUGACACAGAGGCAGAAGAUUGCUACAUUGCGAUGGAGGCUUUGUGUGAGGUUGUGCAUUCCAUGCAACCCCUUAUUGUGUAUUUUCAAGAUUCAUCUCUAUGGUUGUCUAGGGCAGUUCCCAAGUCAAAUCACAAGGAUUUUGUCCAGAAGGUUCGAGAAAUGUUUGACAAAAUAUCAGGUCCAGUUGUAUUGAUAUGUGGCCAGAACAAAGUUGAAACAGGGUCAAAGGAGAAAGAGAAUUUUACAAUGAUACUCCCAAAUUUCGGUCGUCUAGCUAAGCUGCCUCUCUCUUUGAAGCAACUUACUGAGGGACUCAGGGUGACAAAGAGGUCCAAUGACAAUGAAAUAUAUAAGCUCUUCACUAAUGUUCUGUCCAUACAUGCUCCAAAGGAGGAAGAUCUUCUCAGAACGUUCAAUAAACAGAUUGAAGAGGACAGGAGAAUUGUAAUAUCUAGAAGCAAUUUAAAUGAACUGUACAAGGUUCUUGAAGAAAACGAAAUGUCUUGCCUGGACCUAUUGCAUGUAAAUACUGAUGGUGUAGUUUUGACAAAGCAAAAAGCUGAAAAAGUUGUUGGUUGGGCUAAGAAUCAUUACUUGUCAUCUUGCCUGCUUCCGUCCAUAAAAGGAGAGAGAUUGAUUUUGCCUAGUGAAAGCCUUGAAAUUGCAAUUAUGAGGUUGAAGGAGCAAGAAACCACAUCUCAAAAGCCAUCAUUAAAUUUGAAGAACCUUGCAAAGGAUGAGUAUGAGAGUAACUUUGUUUCAGCUGUGGUACCUCCUGGUGAAAUUGGUGUCAAGUUUGAUGAUAUAGGUGCUCUUGAAGAUGUAAAGAAGGCAUUGAAUGAACUUGUCAUUCUUCCUAUGAGGAGACCGGAGCUGUUUUCUCGCGGAAAUUUGCUGCGGCCAUGCAAAGGAAUAUUACUUUUUGGGCCUCCUGGAACUGGGAAAACCCUUCUUGCCAAAGGACUUGCAACAGAGGCUGGUGCAAACUUUAUCAGCAUAACUGGUUCAACUCUUACGUCAAAGUGGUUUGGAGAUGCUGAAAAGCUUACAAAGGCUUUAUUUUCUUUCGCCAGCAAACUGGCUCCUGUCAUUAUAUUUGUUGAUGAGGUGGACAGUUUGCUUGGUGCUCGUGGUGGUGCUUUUGAGCACGAGGCUACUAGAAGAAUGAGGAAUGAAUUCAUGGCAGCAUGGGAUGGAUUGAGGACGAAAGACAGCCAAAGGAUUCUCAUCCUUGGUGCCACGAAUCGGCCAUUUGAUCUUGAUGAUGCUGUAAUUCGCCGCUUACCUAGAAGAAUAUAUGUGGAUCUACCGGAUGCUGAAAACCGGAAGAAGAUUUUGAAAAUAUUUCUUGCACAAGAGAAUUUAGGACCUGAUUUUCAGUUUAACAAACUAGCAAGUGCAACUGAGGGAUAUUCUGGUAGUGAUUUGAAGAACCUCUGUAUUGCUGCAGCAUAUAGACCUGUCCAGGAACUUCUAGAAGAAGAAAAGAAGGGUGGUAAAGGUGAUGUUGCUUCAGCUUUAAGGUCGCUUAAUUUGGAUGAUUUCAUUCAGUCAAAAGCAAAGGUGGGUCCAUCCGUUGCCUAUGAUGCUGCAAGCAUGAAUGAGCUGAGGAAAUGGAACGAGCAAUAUGGAGAAGGUGGAAGCAGGAGAAGAUCACCCUUUGGUUUCUGAAGCUGUCCUGAUCAGAUCAGGUUGCAUUUUCACAAUAUAUGUUCUCAUUGGGCGCAAAAUUAAGGAAACAAAGAAGGAAAGCUGUUACAUAGGCAAUGAAGAAAUCUCCCGUUUUCAACAGGCUAGGGAGGCUCUGAUGAUAUAAUAAUAUGAUUUAUAAUUUAACGUAAUGAAAUCAUAUCCUCUACAACAUUUCCUCCAAUUUUGUAGGCCAAUUUCAUGCUUUGUAGCCAUUGGACUAGACGAGUAGUACUAGCUUCAUAAAUUUUCUCUAAAUUUUUAAUUUUAAUUAACUAAAUAAUUAAUUUUUGUUGUGAUCUGCUUCUUUGUUAUUAUAAUCUAGUGUAAUUAAUUAUUGUGCUA